This is a messenger RNA of Otolemur garnettii (small-eared galago), 2847 nucleotides long. RefSeq names its product interleukin 20 receptor subunit beta (gene IL20RB). The record is from RefSeq and is a predicted model, not a curated record. Bases 301 to 1188 code for a protein of 295 amino acids. The transcript is spliced from 7 exons. Lineage: Eukaryota; Metazoa; Chordata; Mammalia; Primates; Galagidae. Gene Ontology annotation, molecular function: interleukin-20 binding.
AGUUACCUUUUCUCUGGAACUCUUCUAGGCCACUCCCCCUGAUGCAAUAUCUGCGUUUGGGCAGAAAGGAGGGUGCUGCAGAGCCCGCCCUUUCUGAGCUUUCUGGGCCGGCUCUGGCUUUGAAAAAAUUCAGGCUUCACUGUGACUCAGACAUCAGCUCCAACAUAUGAGUUCUGAAGCAAGGUGGCUGACAUGGAAAGAAUGGUUCAUUCUGGAAGGAAAUAAUGUUCCAGGUCAAACUGAGUCUACUAAACACAGACCUUCACAAGGAUUCUAAAGGAAAUCUGGACAAGUCUUAUCAUGUGGUUUUUCUACGCUUUGAUUCCAUGUUUGCUCAGAGAUGGAGUGGCCAUUCUGCCUGCCCCUCAGAACCUCUCUGUACAUUCAACCAACAUGAAACAUUUUUUGAUGUGGAGCCCAGUGAUCGUGCCUGGAGAAACAGUGUACUACUCUGUUGAGUACCAGGGGGAGUAUGAGAGACUGUACCUGAGUGAUGUCUGGAUCCCCAGCAGCUGGUGCUCACUCACAGAGAAGACUGAAUGUGAUCUUACUGAGGAUAUCACAGCCACUGUACCAUACAGUCUCCAUGUCAGGGCCACACUGGGCUCACAAACCUCAGCCUGGAGCACCCUGACACACCCCUUCAAUAGAAACUCAACCAUCCUCACCCCACCAUGGAUGGAUGUCACCAAGGAUGGCUUUCACCUGGUUAUUGAGCUGGAAGACCUGGGACCCCAGUUUGAGUUCCUUGUGGCCUAUUGGAGGAGGGAGUCUGCCACUAAGGAACACAUCAAAAUGGUGAGGAGUGGGGGCAUUCCAGUGCACCUGGUAACCAUGGAACCAGGAGCAGCGUACUGUGUGAAGGCCCAGGCAGUGGUGAAGGCCAUUGGGAGGCAUAGCGCCUUUAGCCAGGCAGAAUGCAUUGAGGUUCAAGAAGAGGCCCUUCCCCUGGCGCUGGCCCUGUUUGCAUUUGUUGGCUUCAUGCUGAACCUUGUGGCUGUGCCGAUCUCCAUCUGGAAAAUGGGCCAGCUGCUCCGGUACUCCUGUUGCCCUGUGGUGGUCCUCCCAAACACCUUGAAAAUAACCAGUUCACCCCAGAAGUUAAUCAGCUGUAGAAAAGAAGAGGUAGAUGCCUGUGCCAUGACUACUGUGCUGUCUUCUGAGGAACUCUUCAGGACCUGGAUCUAGUGGGCUUGGAAAGGGCCCAGGUGAAGCUGCCAACCUGGACUGUAUGACACAGGAACUACAGGGGACAGGUUGUGCUUGUUUUCUUCCAUGGACAAGGGUCAGUAGGAGAAGAGCCUACUGUCUACAGAAGCAGAGUGGUUAAUUUGACAGAGCUGACUUGGGAUCAGAUAUGAUCUCUAGACCUGCAGGUGCUGUUUUCCUACCUGAGUGACCCUGGGAAAGUGACUUUAUCCCUCUGGUGCUCAGUUCUCUCAUCUGUAAGGGGAAGAUCAACUAUACACCUGCUAAGUAUACAUACCCAGGCAAGUGCUGGGUGUAUAUGUGUGUACAAUAUAAAGGACUAUAUUUGAGAUACACACACACACACACACACACACACAUAUACAUGUCCAUACCCAGCAUUUGCAGGGCUGUAGAGAAAUGUGAUAUAGAACAGUGUUGUGAUUGGUUCAGCUAUUUGGGAGAGAGGGACAUAAAUGUGCAAUAAUAAAUAUCAAGGCCUCUGCAUGCUGGUCGGCUUGGAAGUCCCACUUUACCAGAGGAAACCUUGGUGAGGAAGGGAAAGAUGAAAGCAAUGGUGUUGAUUUCACUUCAAGCCAAAUGCCUAUGCAGAGGUAAAUGAGGGGCUCAGUAAGCUCUACAGUAGGUGACCUGGAAUAAGGUCCCAGUGCACAGAAAAUGGAAGAUGCACAAACACGAUGGAUCAUGACACUGUGAAGGAUGACGGUGUGUGUGUCCUGAGACAGCAGCUGGACAUUUGUGUGUGAUGAGAUGACAAUGCAGAAGGAUGCCUAGAACAAGUGGCAUGUUUGCUGUGCUCCUUUUCCCUAUGGUGUCACCAAAGGCCAAAAAGUGGCCGCCUUGGGUGAUCUUUCUUGUUCCUGAUCAAAAAUGGUCUUUAAAGUUCUAUAUAUUUAUAUUAUCAACCUUGAGUCCAGAGAGACCACAAAGGACACCUGUGAUCAGGGGUGUGGGGAUGAACUCAUGUAGGGCCUGGGAUAGGGGUGGAGCAGUCUCAGUCCCUGGGAGUCCAGAACCAGGGGCUUCCUGGGCUGGGGGUGUCUGUGGCUGCCUUAGGACCCCAACUAAGGCAGCUGGCAAAAGCUUGACUUGCUUUUAGGCCUUCCCUGUAGGCCCCACCCACAGGGAAUCCCUUAGGGACCUUUUUUUCCUUGAUAGCUUACUCAGGGAGGUGCUUAUCCUUAAGCACCUCCUUCUGUUCAGUAGUACCUAUCUCUGGAAGACUCUGUUGACCCUCUCCCCAGCCAGGUGAAGAAAAGGGCCAACAUAGACAAGUGGAGGGAAGAACUUCCUUGAGGCGUGAAUGGCUGAAUGAGCAGGGCCUGUGCCUUGCGUUGUAACUUCCGCCAUACCCACCAGCUCUGGAGUCUCUAAGUUGGUCGGUCUCCAUGCCCUUUCCUGGGCCCCUUACAGUUACCCUAGCAGUGGGACAGUCUAACUGCUUCAAGGGGUCUCAUGGCUCUUUCUGUACCUUGUGGGGUCUCUCCAGGAUAUUAAGUCACUGAAGAUGUUUUUGUUUGUAUCAUUUUGUGUGCUUCUGUGUUGUUUGACUCUUUUAUGAAGAAAGUGUGUUAAUUUUAUAAAUGGUCUAAGCUGGAAACAUGUUUUCUGUUUGCAAAAAUAAAGACCAUGUUACUA